AAAGUUAUUCCAAAAAUAAAUCAAACAUGGAAAACAUGCAUCUAAAAGUAUGUACAUAAAAGUUCUUUUAUAUGAAAAUUUGAAAGGCAGAUGGAUAGAUGCUUCAUCUAACUUGGUUAUUUAAACAACCAGCAAAAUUGGAAAAAUGGUGAGGGAAAAUAUGGAAGAAGGGUUGUUAACAAGCAGGUAUCAACUACCACCAAAUGAAACAAAACCAACCGGCAAUGGCGCCGACGGUGACGGUCUUACCGACAACCUUAACAUGCCAUCUCAGCCGGCAGCUUCGUCGUUAACACUUGUUCUUGUCUUUUGUACGUUUGUUGCUGUCUGUGGCUCAUUCAGCUAUGGAUGUUCUCUUGGUUAUUCAUCACCAGCGGAGACAGGGAUCAUGGAAGACUUGGACCUCUCCUUGGCAGAAUACUCUGUUUUCGGUUCAAUAAUUACAAUUGGAGGAAUGGUAGGAGCAAUUCUAAGUGGGAAGAUAGCAGAUCUUAUCGGUAGGAAACGUGCAAUGUGGUUCUCUGAUGUCUUGUGCACUGUUGGGUGGCUAGCAAUAGCAUUUGCAAAGAACGCUUUGUGGCUGGAUAUUGGAAGGCUGUUGAUCGGACUCGGAGUCUCUAUUUUCUGUUAUGUGGUACCUGUUUAUAUAGCUGAAAUAGCACCUAAAAGUUACCGGGGUUCCUUUGCAUCAUCAAACCAGUUGAUGACUUCUUCUGGGUUUGCAAUUAUGUUUUUCGUUGGAACCUUCAUUUCGUGGCGCACCCUGACUAUGAUCGGUGCUAUUCCCUGUGUAGUACAGAUAAUAGGCUUGUUUUUCAUUCCAGAGUCCCCUAGAUGGCUGGCAAAAUGUGGUCGAGAAAAAGAGUUUGAAGCAUCCUUGAAGCGUCUUAGGGGAGAGAACUCAGAUAUUUCUGAAGAAGCUGCUGAGAUCAGAGAUUAUAUAGCUACUCUUGAGCAACAAACAGAAGCAAGCUUCCUUGAAUUGUUCCAAAGGAGAUAUGCCAAUGCACUCAUUGUUGGAGUUGGCCUAAUGCUAUUGCAGCAACUAGGAGGAAAUAGUGCUGUGGUAUAUUAUACUAGCCGCAUAUUCAAAGAAUCCGGUAUAUCAGGUAGCCUUGGCCUUCAAGUUUUAGCUGUUUUACAGGUUCCAGCAGCAACUAUAGGUUUGCUUUUAAUGGAUAGAUCCGGUAGACGGCCACUUCUUUUGGUUUCUGCAAGUGGAUUGUGUUUCUCCUACUUUCUCCAGGGACUGGCAUUCUGCUUUAAGGAACUCCCCAAUUUGAAGGCUCUUACUCCACCUCUAGCACUUAGCAGUACUUUGAUUGCUGCUACAGCUUUCACAAUAGGGUUGGGAGGAAUACCAUGGAUUAUAAUGUCAGAGAUAUUUCCUAUAAAUGUUAAAGCUCAAGCUGGAAGCCUGGUGACUUUAGUCAAUUGGUCCACUGCUUGGAUAAUGACUUACAGUUUCAAUUUUAUGAUGGAUUGGAGCUUAGUAGGUACAUUUUUCUUUUUCUCGGGAAUCUCAGGCUUAACUGUCCUAUUCGUGGCCAAGUUAGUCCCAGAGACGAAGGAGAGAACACUGGAGGAAAUACAAGCAUCCAUCACUCAUUUUAUGUAAUAUAAGAUUUAAUCUUGGCAUGGCCAUGAAUGCAUGCACCAAUAGGUAUAAACAGUAUGCAUAUGGCUUACUUUCAUUCUUAUUUUACAAGUGAUCAUUUCCAAGGAGGAACAAUGCUGGUGAACCCUUUUCCAUUUCAGCAUAUUGGGUUUAAAAGACCCUAAAUAUGUAUUUGUAUACUGUGAACUUGUACAGUAUUGUGACAUUCAAUUUUCUUUAUAUAUUUACUGUUGGAAUUUUGUUUUA
Messenger RNA from Gossypium arboreum, 1864 nucleotides. RefSeq names its product sugar transporter ERD6-like 5. Gene Ontology annotation, molecular function: sugar transmembrane transporter activity. Bases 146 to 1618 code for a protein of 490 amino acids. Gene Ontology annotation, cellular component: membrane. Gene Ontology annotation, biological process: transmembrane transport; carbohydrate transport. The transcript has 18 exons. Lineage: Eukaryota; Viridiplantae; Streptophyta; Magnoliopsida; Malvales; Malvaceae. The record is from RefSeq and is a predicted model, not a curated record.